Molecule: messenger RNA, 528 nt
Organism: Fusarium odoratissimum NRRL 54006
Lineage: Eukaryota; Fungi; Ascomycota; Sordariomycetes; Hypocreales; Nectriaceae
Exons: 2
Coding region: 1-528 (175 amino acids)
Biological process (GO): amino acid activation for nonribosomal peptide biosynthetic process; secondary metabolite biosynthetic process
Cellular component (GO): cytoplasm
Molecular function (GO): catalytic activity; phosphopantetheine binding
Source: RefSeq, a predicted model, not a curated record
AUGGACGAUUUUAUUUCAAUCAGCGCUGGCCGCAAUGUCGACCUUCCAGAGCCACAGACUAUCAACGGCACUGCGGCAAACUUCCUCCCCGUGCGUGUCAACAUUGGUCCCCAAGAGCUACUCUCAUCCUUCCUUGGCCGCGUGCAAGAUGACUUCUGGGCCAUGACAGAUCACGGCGAUGUUGGCCUAGACGACAUCUAUAGGGCCGCUAGUCUAGAUCGACAGCAGGUCGGCAACCGCGCUCUAUUCAUCUUCCAACCGUUUGAACCAGCACCGAAGGAUGACCCCAACGUCGAUUACAGAUGGUUGAUCAUGGCCAAGUGCAAGGUCCGAAUGCCUUCACCCUAUGCACUGGUAGUAGAGGUGCACAAGGCUCCAAACAAUACGCAUAGUCUGAAGAUAUCAUAUGACCAGGCCAUUAUAGACCCCGACAAGGCAGGGAAGAUUGCAGAUGAGAUAACAGAAAUUGUUGAUAAGAUGAUGGAUUUAAGUACGAGUUUAGUUAUGAAGAGGGUUAUAGAUAUUUAA